AAAUAAAUUAUGAAGAUGCCGAUCGAUGAUCAAGAUGGCUGAAUUCCGCGGAUUGAAAUAUGAUAAAUUAUCAUAUUUCAGCACACUGUGCUUUAUAAUUUUGAUAAAUGCCUCAAUGACAUUCGAAGCUUUAAGCCCUAGUUAUGAAAAUGUGACAGAAUCAAUUGAACCUGGUUAUUUAUUCGCCAAGUUUGCUUCGAAGUUAUCGGCACUCAAUUUCAGAGUCGCCCGUCGCAGCAACACCGAUGCACAGACGCAGACUGACGGGGGUCGUGGCCGUGCCCGUGGGCCUGUGGCUGGGCAGUGCAAGAGCCAGCUGCGGGAAGACAUUGCAAGUGAGAUCGGACCCUGGACAAGUCGCACGCCAGAGGACCGGGGACGCCGUGCCUUGAAACCAGGUAGGGCCUCUUCUGCUCAGCCUGCCAGCACAGUAGCGGUCAUUCCGUCUUCUGUCUUCAAUAAUUCCCAGUUUCGUCAAAUGAUCAGGUCGCAAUGCAGGAGUGAAUUUCCAAAUUGCUACAGAAACAAAGCCAGCGUACUCCAGAAGGUGGUUACAGACUACACAAACUUUGCGAAAGGAUGGCUGCCAAAUUGUAAUAUCACCCGAGAAUGUGCAAGCAUGGCAGAGCGAGGGAGAACAGAAAAGUGGUUGAAAUCAAGAUGGACACGCAUAGCUACAAACCGAUCAGCAAAUCUGCCGGUCUGUUAUGAAAUGGAGGAUUUGGAAGAGUUAUCGCCAGAACGUGUGGAUGGAUGGUGGUUUGAUUUUUGCUGCUUUACUGGAGCCAUCUGCAAUCCAUUCACCCCAGCAGGAUGGGGCAAGCUUUUGGUUGGGGACCCUGAUUCAGCGCAUCAAGUAUCUCAGCAUCUGAGUAUCUUGCAUAACUCAACUUGCUCUACAGAGGGCAGCAGACUGGUUGGAGAAGUGGGCCUGGGAAGCUGUGAGAUUGAUACCAUUGCUGCAUGGAAUGUGCUCAGUGGACCAAACCUUGCCGAGAUCCAGUCUGAGGCAGUGGCAUCUCUUAUUCGUUGUAGCCCAGGAAUGUGGAUAAAUCCAGUAAGAACCUUUGAGGCUCUGUUAAACAAGCUGACAGCAUCAGAAGUCAAGACUGUCCAUGCCAUGUUUGAUGCCCAUAUCAGUGCACAGAAAGGAUCAACCUCACCACAGAUAAUGAACUCACAUUCAAGUUCGCCCAUUAUGAAGCGACACGAGUUUGAGCUGACCCCGAGGGCGGUGUCCGGUAUCGUGGUGGUGAUCAUCCUCAUCUCCCUGAGCAUCUUGGUAGCAUCAUGGGCCAUCUACCAGAAGGUCCAGUCUUGGAGACAUCCCAGGAACCACAUCCAGUACGCUCCUAUCGUCAUGCAGGAUGAUUUCCUGGAUGUAGGCAGCCAGGAGGAGAUGGAGACCAUUGGUUCUUGGAGCAGGGUAGAGGACCUAGGACCUGACUCGGAUACAGAGGCGGGCCGCUGGGGUCGUGGAGAAGGUGGGACAGGGUGAUGAUGAAUCCAUUCGGAUUGAUGUCAUUUUUUAUCCCUUUUUAUCUCUUUCUUUUUUUAGCGAUUUUGUACUUAUUUAUUCAAAAAUGUUUUUUCUAAAACAUACUGCUUAGCCCUGUGGCAUAAGAGAUACCAUUAUUGUUCAAUAAAGCAGAGCUGAGGUCUAUGGCCAACUAUGUACAAAAAGUUACAUUGAGUUAUACAUGUAAGUUUAUACUUCAGCAUAUCUCUUA
Lytechinus pictus (painted urchin) is the source of this 1730-nucleotide messenger RNA. RefSeq lists its product as uncharacterized. Bases 26 to 1498 code for a protein of 490 amino acids. Lineage: Eukaryota; Metazoa; Echinodermata; Echinoidea; Temnopleuroida; Toxopneustidae. The transcript is spliced from 5 exons. The record is from RefSeq and is a predicted model, not a curated record.